Gossypium arboreum is the source of this 414-nucleotide messenger RNA. Its product is annotated as glycine-rich cell wall structural protein-like. The record is from RefSeq and is a predicted model, not a curated record. Bases 1 to 414 code for a protein of 137 amino acids. Lineage: Eukaryota; Viridiplantae; Streptophyta; Magnoliopsida; Malvales; Malvaceae. The transcript has 2 exons.
AUGGAACCUUGGGUGAUUCCGGUUAUUAUAUUCUCUGUAUUUUUAUGUAUGAUGCUUCUGUUUGCUGCUCUUAGUCGAUGUGCUUCCGUAGGGAGUAGUAAUAUUGGCGGUGGCGGUGCUGCUGCUGGUCAUCAUCGCUUUGGCGAAGAUCAUGUAAACAUAGAUAUUGGUGGUUCUGGUGAUGCAGGGUAUAGCAGUUGGGGGGGAGGUUUUGACGCUGGAGGAGGUGGCGGUGGUGGUGGUGGUGGUGGAGGAGGUUGCCAUAGUGGUGGUGGUGGCUGUGGUGGUGGAGGAGGAGGAUUCAGUAUCGGCGGAAUGGCAGUAGAUACUUCGACCAUAGUGGUGGCAAUAUCAACAGAGAAGGAUGAUGGUGGUUAUCAUGUAGGUGGUGGAGGAAUUGCAAGUGGUCGUUAG